AAUACUCUCACAUCCACCCAACGUCAAAUACAUUUCAAAUAAAACAAGAAAUCUGCAAAACUCAUUACACAUAUGAAUAGCACAAAUGGCCAAAAAAACCAACGCCACUAGUUAUAUUUUAAUAAAGGGAUAAAAGGGGAUUUUUAGGGGGUAGAUGGUAUAUGGAGUUAUCCUCCUUAAAUUAUCUGCCUUUCUGAGUGUAAGUGAGUCGUAUUCGAAUCUGGUUCCGCACUCAGCUGGGUGUUCGUUUGAUCGAUGCUUUUACCUUCUGGGUUCUGCUCUGUUUACAAAUUGCAGAAGAGAGGACUCUACUCUCACUUCACCUAGGCUCUUCCUCUACAGGCUUUAAAUCAAUUCGAGUCAUGGCUUCUACUGGAGUUGUGGCGAAGGCUGGCUACUCGCUCGACUUCAUCAGGACCAACCAAUGAGCCUGUUGAUUGGCUCCAUUCUAAUCUUAGAGAGCCUGCCUGAUUUGAAGUUGAAGGUUUUGGAUGCGCGUCAUGUCAUGGUACAUGCCUGAUGAGCAGAGGAAUCCGAUCCAAGAAUAUCAGGUUGCUCAUAUUAUUCCCGGUGCCCUCUUCUUUGAUUUAGAUGGAAUAUCAGAUCGAACAACAAGUGAAGCUUUUUCUGCCGGCUGUUCUGCUCUUGGAAUUAUUGAUAACAAUGAUGGAGUUGUUGUUUAUGAUGGGAAGGGGAUGUUUAGUGCAGCCCGUGUAUGGUGGAAGUUCCGUGUUUCUGGACAUGAGAAAGUAUGGGUGCUCGAUGGAGGUCUACCGAGAUGGCGUGCUUUGGGUAAUGCUAUUUUUAAAGCCAGUGCUGCAAGUGAGGCUAUUAAGAAAAUCUAUCAAGGACAAAUUGUCAGCCCAGUAACCUUUAAAACGAAGUUUCAGCCACACCUAGUGUGGACGCUUGAUCAGGUACUGCUCCAGAGCCUCGUAAGGGAAUACGAAGCGGUCAUAUCCCUGGAAGCAAAUGUGUCCCUUUUCCUCAGAUGCUUGAUUCUUCUUCUCACACACUCUUACCAACAGAAGACGCUGAAGAAAUGAUUUGAACAAGAAGAUAAACCAUUUUAUAUCAAGUUGAAGAACCACUUUCACAAUCUUAUUUUUUAUAAAGCAGUCCUAAGAUCUCUAGGCUUAUCACUGGACAAGCCUAUAAUGGCCUCGUGUGGCACUGUCGUAACAGCUUGCAUCCACCAGUUUUGUUUGAGAUUAUGUAUAAGCAGUGGAGGUGAGACUGACUUGGUUGCUUGCUCUGUGAGGGGCUUCAUCGGCUGGGGGAAACUGAAGUGCCAGUGUAUGAUGGAUCGUGGACUGAAUGGGCAACAGAACCAGACUUACCCAUGGAAGGUGAAGGUGAAGGUGAAGGUGAUGAAUCUUCUUCAUGAAAGUCCUAACAAAAGCCACUUAUUCACUUAUGAUUGGCUUGAACUAUCAAACAUACCAUUAGUCUGUGUUCUCUUUCGAAUAAAUCAGCAAACUUAAGUUUGUUUAUCCUAAAACAUAAAACUCGAAACCAUUACGUUCAAA
Brassica napus (rape) is the source of this 1529-nucleotide messenger RNA. Its product is annotated as thiosulfate/3-mercaptopyruvate sulfurtransferase 1, mitochondrial. Gene Ontology annotation, biological process: transsulfuration. Gene Ontology annotation, molecular function: thiosulfate-cyanide sulfurtransferase activity. NCBI's taxonomy places the organism in Eukaryota, Viridiplantae, Streptophyta, Magnoliopsida, Brassicales, Brassicaceae. The coding region runs from base 492 to 1046 and encodes 184 amino acids. Gene Ontology annotation, cellular component: mitochondrion. The record is from RefSeq and is a predicted model, not a curated record. The transcript has 7 exons.